ACCAAAAGACUUAUUCCCUUACAUCAUCAACAAACGACUUCUCUUUUCCCGUCUUCCCUCUAAACAAUAUUCACAACAACAUUAACUACCACUCUUCUUUUCCCAUUCAUUUAAAUUUUCUUCAUUAUUUUCUCACAUUUUCUUGCCUUUUUCUUUCUGGGUUUGUCAGCCCAGAUUGGAUUUCAUCUGGGUUUUCAAUAUUUUGAGGGCUGGUUUUCUGGUUCAGGACAAUGCAGAGAGAUACACCUACAAUUAUGAGGUUCUUUUGGCCUUCUCGGAAUUGAAUGUUUUGCACAUUAUUGAUGGACAUUGUUAUUCUUGUUUGAUUGUUUCACAUCUUUGGCUUAUGGCGGAUAAUGUAUGAUUUCAUUUUAGGAAUCUUUCUUAAUGUUCUAUCAAUUCCAUGUUUUUCUUAGUUGUUCAUUGUUGAUCUUUUUGGACCAUUAUGGCAGUGGCUGAGAGGAAUGCUUCUUCUUCCGUUGUGAUUAUUUCUCGAAACUGUUUGUUUAGUUUGUUCCUAAUAUCAACCAUUUUUUUCUCAUUGUCUUGGUUCUAUGUAUUGCGUUCCACUGGCACCCAUCAUCUUGUUGAGGCUGGUUCAUUAACCAAUUCCAAGCCCCUUACUGUAAUAGACAAUAGCAGAAAUAAUUUACAGGAAGAAAAAGAGUUAUUUCGAAAGAAAUAUGACGCGAAAUGCAGUAAAGAUAAUGAAUUGUUGCUUAAGGUUUAUAUGUAUGAUUUGAACCCGGAGUUUCAUUUCGGACUCUUGAACUGGAAACCAGAAGGGGGUAGUGUUUGGCCUGACAUUAGAGUCAAAAUACCCUCAUAUCCUGGUGGGUUGAACUUGCAACAUAGUAUAGAAUAUUGGCUUACCUUGGAUCUUCUAGCUUCAGAGGUUUAUGAUAAGCGGGAGGCUUGUAGUGUGAUAAGAGUUCGCAACUCGAGUGAAGCUGAUGUAAUUUUUGUGCCAUUCUUUUCUUCAUUGAGCUACAACAGGUUUUCAAAAAGGCAUCCAAAUGAAAAGAAGAGCCAGAACAAGGUGUUGCAAGAGAAGUUGGUGAAGUUUUUGACUAGUCAAGAGGAAUGGAAGAGAAGUGGUGGAAAAGAUCAUAUAGUCGUGGCUCACCAUCCUAAUAGCCUGUUAGAUGCUAGGUUGAAGCUGUGGCCUGCAAUGUUCAUUCUUGCAGAUUUUGGGAGGUAUCCUCCCAAUAUAGCAAAUGUUGAAAAAGAUGUGAUUGCGCCUUACAAACAUGUGAUCAAAUCGCAUUUCAAUGAUGCAUCAGAGUUUGAUAGCCGUCCAAUUUUGCUGUAUUUCCAAGGAGCCAUAUACAGAAAAGAUGGUGGCUUUGUGAGGCAAGAGUUAUUUUAUCUUUUAAAAGAUGAAAAAGAUGUACAUUUCACGUUUGGAAGUGUUCAAAAGAAUGGAGUCACAGAAGCUUCCCGGGGAAUGCACUCUUCCAAAUUCUGCCUCAACAUAGCUGGUGACACCCCUUCAUCAAAUCGCCUCUUUGACGCCAUUGCUAGCCAUUGUGUACCUGUAAUCAUUAGUGAUGAAAUCGAGCUCCCUUAUGAAGAUAUUCUUGACUACUCAGAGUUCUGUAUAUUUGUUCGCACAUCAGAUGCUGUCAAAGAAAAAUUUCUCAUAAACCUUAUAAGGAGCAUAAAAAAGGAAGAAUGGACGCGUAUGCGAGAUAGAUUAAAAGAGAUUGAACAAUUUGUUGAGUUUCAAUACCCAUCCAAGAAAGGUGAUGCUGUCCAAAUGAUAUGGCAGGCAGUGGCUCGAAAGAUCCCUUCCAUUAGAAGGAACAUACACAAGUCUAGGCGAUUCUCUCAAACUGUUACUGAUAAAGAGAAAGGAUUAAGAUCGAUAUCAUUGCCACGCAAUUUUUGGUGAAAGGGGAAGUUUUGAUUCAUUUGGGCAUGGCAGUUUUUAUACAUUUUGAUUGGAAGCACAGCAAUUAGUUUUUGGAGGUGCAUGAAGGUGAGAAAUGCUGCAGAAUUUUUUAGAUUAAAACUGCAAUGCCCUUGUACAAAAGGUUUUUUCAUUUGUUCAGCUUCCAUAAAUGGCUAGAAACAUCGUUUUCUGGGCAAACCUCUUGAAGCAGGGAGUAUGACUAGAGAUAAUUAGAGAUCAUAUUUGUUUACUCAGUUAUUAUUUUUAGUAAUUA
This is a messenger RNA of Pistacia vera, 2168 nucleotides long. RefSeq names its product probable arabinosyltransferase ARAD1. The transcript is spliced from 2 exons. The record is from RefSeq and is a predicted model, not a curated record. NCBI's taxonomy places the organism in Eukaryota, Viridiplantae, Streptophyta, Magnoliopsida, Sapindales, Anacardiaceae. The coding region runs from base 446 to 1894 and encodes 482 amino acids. Gene Ontology annotation, molecular function: glycosyltransferase activity.